Myripristis murdjan (pinecone soldierfish) is the source of this 1579-nucleotide messenger RNA. It is a transcript of the gene tescb, whose product is annotated as tescalcin b. The transcript is spliced from 8 exons. The record is from RefSeq and is a predicted model, not a curated record. The coding region runs from base 196 to 846 and encodes 216 amino acids. Gene Ontology annotation, molecular function: calcium ion binding. NCBI's taxonomy places the organism in Eukaryota, Metazoa, Chordata, Actinopteri, Holocentriformes, Holocentridae.
GAGGAUGAGUGUUUGAUCGAGACUUGCCAGGCGCCUCGGGGGGAAGCGGAACAGAGGUGUGACUUCAGAUCUGUUCCGAAAAAAACAUAACACCAGGUUGGAGAUGGACUGUAUAGAAGCAUGAUCUGAACCCACGGCGUUCCAGUUUGAGCAGCUCAGGUCAACAGCAGUCGCGUUUGGACGGUUUUUGGUGCUAUGGGCGCGUUCCAGUCUGCACCUGGCCACCCGGACUACCUUGCUUUGGCGGGGAAGACGGGCUUUUCAUUAGAACAGAUUGGAGUCCUCCACAAACGAUUCAGGCAGCUGAGCCAUGAUGAAGAGACUCUGCAGAGGGAAGAUUUCAACACAAUUCCAGAUCUGGCAUGCAAUCCAAUCCGUUCCCAAAUCAUAGAGGCCUUCUUUGACAGAAGAAACUUCCGACAGAAUGAUGAGGGGACAGUUCAGGAGAUUGGCUUUGAGGAGUUCCUGGUGGUUAUGUCCCAUUUCAGGCCUCCAUCCCAGCACAUCACUGAGGAGCAGCGUGAGAGCGUCAGGAGAGAGAAACUGAGAUUCUUAUUCAACAUGCAUGACACAGACAAUGAUGGAACAAUAACCCUUGAGGAAUACAGACACGUGGUAGAGGAAUUGUUAUCUCAUAGUGGGGCACUGGGAAAGGAAACAGCUAAAGGCAUUGCUGAUGCUGCCAUGUUGGAGGUGGCCAGUAUUUCGAUGGGUCACAUGGAACCUGAUGAAUUUUAUGAGGGAAUCACAUUUGAUCAUUUCCUCAAGUUACUGAAGGGCUUUGAUAUUGAAUCAAGAAUGAACAUUCGCUUUUUGAAUAUGGAUACAACAACCCUGUGCAAGUGAGGUCCUACACAUUUCUAUGCAAGAAUGUCAAAUGACCUGAGGUUGUAUAUUUAUGCAUAUUUAUGUUUUUACGACUCUUUUUGUUUGUUUGUUUGUUGAGUAUUUUCCAUCUGGUUGCCUCUCAUAGCAUUUCCCUCCCUUCCUUGCAUUGAAUAUAUGCCUCAGUUAAGGUUUGGAUGACUAUGCAAAUACAGAAGUUUUCAGAAAACAUGUAUACAAUGAAUUUAGCAUGCUCAUCCUUUUAUGUGGUAUUGCAAGCAAUAAUAUGAGAUAAUCUGUUCAAUACCAGUGUGUUCGUUGCUGGAUAAAGCAAUAAUCAUGUAUCUAGGUCCUGAGUAACAGACAAUAUGAUUAUGUGCAUGCAAAUGCAUAGUUGCAAAGACACUAUGAGAAUGUUAAUGUUGACAUUAAUGACCUUAAAUAAUCAGGGAUAUAUAUUAUGUCUUAAAAACAGGUUUUGCACUGACAUAAAGGAGACAAUAAUGUGAAAUGAGUAUCAUCAAUCCAGUGUAACAACUACAGCACUUUGCAGUGUAUUUAAAAGGUUGCAUACUCACACACUUCCACAAUUAAAGUCUCUGAAACAAAACUAAGUUUGCUUCAUGAUGUGUACUUUGCUUGAUGAUGUGCACUGAAAUGGGAAUAGGAACAUGCAAGUUAAACAGUGGGAAUAGGCAUCACAUUGAAUUCAGAGAUGAUAAUUAUGGGUGGAGUGGUGGGGGGCAUAGAGGUA